UCGCAUGCCCGAGAAGGUGACCUGGAUGCGGAGGAUGCGGAUCCUGAGGCGCCUCCUCCGCAGAUACAGGGAGUCCAAGAAGAUCGACCGGCACAUGUAUCACAGCCUGUACCUGAAGGUCAAGGGCAACGUGUUCAAGAACAAGCGGAUCCUCAUGGAGCACAUCCACAAGCUCAAGGCAGACAAAGCUCGCAAGAAGCUCCUGGCGGACCAGGCUGAAGCUCGUAGGUCCAAGACCAAGGAGGCUCGGAAGCGGCGCGAGGAGCGGCUGCAGGCCAAGAAGGAGGAGAUCAUCAAGACCCUCUCCAAGGAGGAGGAGACCAAGAAGUGAGCGCUGCCUCUCUUGUGUACGCAGGACCCUCCAUCCAUGGGCAUCCAAUAAAGCUCCCAGUGCUCCC
This is a messenger RNA of Nestor notabilis (Kea), 398 nucleotides long. RefSeq names its product ribosomal protein L19 (gene RPL19). The coding region runs from base 5 to 331 and encodes 108 amino acids. Gene Ontology annotation, biological process: translation. The transcript has 3 exons. Gene Ontology annotation, molecular function: RNA binding; structural constituent of ribosome. The record is from RefSeq and is a predicted model, not a curated record. Gene Ontology annotation, cellular component: ribosome; cytosolic large ribosomal subunit. NCBI's taxonomy places the organism in Eukaryota, Metazoa, Chordata, Aves, Psittaciformes, Psittacidae.